This is a messenger RNA of Lacerta agilis (Sand lizard), 2821 nucleotides long. It is a transcript of the gene NOX5, whose product is annotated as NADPH oxidase 5. Gene Ontology annotation, cellular component: NADPH oxidase complex; plasma membrane. Lineage: Eukaryota; Metazoa; Chordata; Lepidosauria; Squamata; Lacertidae. Gene Ontology annotation, molecular function: superoxide-generating NAD(P)H oxidase activity; calcium ion binding. The record is from RefSeq and is a predicted model, not a curated record. Gene Ontology annotation, biological process: superoxide anion generation; defense response.
UUGAUGUCACUAGGGUGCAAUAUCUAAUUGCUCACAAAACACUGAAUGACUGUCCCCUUUAACUAGCAUGUUCCGCCAUACCUGAGAUGGUUCCUUCACACUUUGAAAACUAUCCUUUACAAUGCAAAGUUCAGAUCGGAAAUCUUAACAAUCAGCCCAAAGUUGACUGCAAAUAACAUUUUUAAAGGUCCUGCUGGUUUCCAAUUUCUUAGCACCAUGAACUUAGAUGAUGACACAAAGUGGCUCGAGUGGGUAGCCAAACAGUUUGAAAGUAUCGCUGGGGAAGAUAAAGAGAUCGACCUGGAAGAAUUCAAAGCUGCUCUCAAGGUGAAGGAGUCCUUUUUCGCUGAGCGUUUCUUUGCUUUGUUUGACUUGGAUGGAAGCGGUACCAUCAGUUUGGACGAGCUGCUGGAGGCCUUGAAGCUGCUGGUACAUGGAAGUGAAACAGACAAACUCCGGUUCCUCUUCCAAGUUUAUGAUGUGGACGGCAGUGGGUCCAUUGAACCUGAAGAAUUGCGCACGGUCUUGGAGUCAUGCCUGAAGGAGAGUUCAAUAUCUUUGCCAGAGAAGAAGUUAGAUGACCUCACGUUAGCCCUUUUCGAGUCGGCUGACUCUGACAACAGUGGGUCCAUCACCUUUGAGGAGCUGAGGGAGGAACUGGAGCGCUUCCCAGAGGUCAUGGAGAACUUAACCAUAAGUGCUGCAAGCUGGUUAAAGCCCCCCACUGCUCUCAGGAAGAGCCAUGCACCACGCUACCUGCGCCCAGCCUAUUGGCAUAACAACAGGAGCAAGCUUCUCUUCCUGGGCAGCUACCUGUGCUUGAACAUCCUCCUCUUCGCCUUUGCGGCCUUGAAGCAUGUUGACUCUGGCCCCUGGAUCAUGUUGGCCAAAGGUUGCGGUCAGUGCCUGAACUUCAACUGUGCAUUUAUAGUGGUGCUGAUGUUGCGCCGAUGUUUGACCUGGUUACGGGCUACCUGGGUAGCCAGACUUCUGCCUCUAGACCAGAAUGUCAUUCUGCACCAGCUAAUGGGCUAUGCAGUGGCGCUUCUAACAGCGGUUCACACAGGGGCCCAUGUGGCCAACUUUGUGAGAAUGUCUCAGGUCAAAGGCACCUAUCAGCUUUGGGAAUACCUCUUCACCACUCGGCCUGGGAUUGGAUGGAUUUAUGGAACUGCCUCCCUCACGGGUCUCGUGCUGCAGCUCCUCAUCGCCCUUAUGCUGGUGUGCUCUAGCACUUUCGUCCGCAAGGGUGGCCAUUUUGAGGUCUUCUACUGGACUCACCUUUCUUACAUCAUCAUUUGGGCUUUGCUAAUUGUCCACGGUCCUAAUUUUUGGAAGUGGUUUGUGGUGCCUGGAUUUCUUUUCCUCUUAGAGAAGAUCUUUGGUGUUGCCAUGUCACACGUUGGAGGACUGUACAUAGUAGAAAUCAACCUCUUGCCCUCAAAGGUUACUCAUCUGGUGAUCAAGAGACCUCCGUUUUUCCACUACAAACCUGGUGACUACGUGUACCUGAAUAUUCCAGUCAUAGCCAAGUAUGAAUGGCAUCCAUUCACCAUCAGCAGUGCUCCAGAGCAACCAGGGACCAUCUGGCUGCAUAUACGGUCCCUGGGACAGUGGACCAACAGGCUAUAUGAAUACUUAUGUAAUCAACAGGAGUGUCAUGACCACAGGUCUGAAUGGCUGGACAGAAAGGCGAGGAAGAAAAACAGGUCCCAGAAAUGGGUGCAGAAAUGUCUCUUUGGCUCCUCUGACCUGGACCAGCCUGUGGCCAGCAGUUCCGAUGAGAUGGUUGAGAUCUUAACUUACAUGCCCAUCAGGCAUCCAUGGGAGACUGCGAGUGUUGGAGCAGCAAGCCAGUGCAAGGAGGGGAACACACAACCCAGAAGAGGAAAGAUUCCUGGCAGGCUUAGUGAGAAUCAGAGACUCUGUAACAUCAAGUGUUACAUCGAUGGUCCCUAUGGGACUCCCACGCGAAGGAUCUUCACAUCAGAGCAUGCUGUUCUGAUAGGAGCAGGAAUUGGGAUUACACCCUUUGCCUCCAUUUUGCAAAGCAUCAUGUUCAGGUUGGUCCGAAACCUUUUCAGCCUGAGAGCUAUAUUCUCGCAUGGGUACCUCCUGAGGGUCAGGGCAAAAGCAGGUGUCUGUACCCUUGUACAGCAGACUAAAUCCCAGCCACAAAAAAAGCCAGAGGUCACCACUGAUGAUGCAUCUCUACAGUCUUCAUCCAGACACCGUAUGCGAAAGCAAACCUCUUCUAGCCAGGAAAAUAUGAAACUCCUGAAGGUUGACUUUAUCUGGAUCAACAGAGACCAAAAAUCAUUUGAAUGGUUUGUAAGCCUGCUGACCCAGCUGGAAAUCAAUCAGGCCGAAGAAGACCCUAGCAACCGCUUCUUGGAGAUGCACUUGUACAUGACCUCUGCGCUUGGCAAGAAUGACAUGAAGGCUAUCGGCCUGCAGAUGGCGUUAGAUCUCCUAGCCAAAAAGGAAAAGAAAGACUCCAUCACAGGCCUCAAGACAAGAACCCAGCCGGGGCGCCCAGAUUGGAACAAGCUCUUUCAGAAACUAGCGAAAGAAAACAAAGGGAAGGUCCACGUCUUCUUCUGUGGCUCUCCAGCUCUUGCCAAGGUCAUCAAAGCUCAUUGCGAGCAGUUCAACUUCCAGUUCUUCAAGGAGCACUUUUAAGCAGCAUCCCUGGACCAUCCUGGACUGAGAUGUUAAGGCUGCAAGUGAUGCGUGAGUUAAGUAGGCAUUUUGAUUUGUGGAACAAAACAUUUGUGGAAUAGUUCCCCAAGACCCCCAGCAAUUUUCAAGUGGUCGUUAG